This is a messenger RNA of Cordyceps fumosorosea ARSEF 2679, 1428 nucleotides long. RefSeq names its product acyl-CoA desaturase. The record is from RefSeq and is a predicted model, not a curated record. Lineage: Eukaryota; Fungi; Ascomycota; Sordariomycetes; Hypocreales; Cordycipitaceae. Gene Ontology annotation, molecular function: iron ion binding; heme binding; stearoyl-CoA 9-desaturase activity. Gene Ontology annotation, cellular component: endoplasmic reticulum membrane. The transcript has 2 exons. Bases 1 to 1428 code for a protein of 475 amino acids. Gene Ontology annotation, biological process: unsaturated fatty acid biosynthetic process.
AUGUCGUCCUCUGCUUCCGCAGAAAAGAAGGCUCCGGCCGCCAUUCCUGAUGGCACCACCGACUACAAGCCUCUGCGCUCCGGUCCCGCCUAUGAUCCUGCCAAGGUGCACAUUGCCGACACUCCCAUGACUUGGUCCAACUGGCACAAGCAUGUCAACUGGCUCAACACCACCCUUAUCAUCAUCAUUCCCAUGAUUGGCUUCAUCUCAGCCUACUGGGUGCCUCUCCAGCUCUAUACCGCCAUUUUUGCCGUCAUCUACUACUUCAACACCGGCCUGGGGAUCACUGCUGGCUACCAUCGUCUCUGGGCUCACUCCUCCUACAAGGCCUCCACUCCCCUCAAGAUCUACCUCGCCUUCGUCGGUGCCGGUGCCGUUGAGGGCUCCAUCCGCUGGUGGUCCCGCGACCAUCGCGCUCACCACCGCUACACCGAUACCGACAAGGACCCCUACUCGGUCCGCAAGGGUCUCCUCUACUCCCACCUCGGCUGGAUGGUCUUCAAGCAGAACCCCAAGCGCACCGGCCGUACUGACAUCACCGACUUGAACGAAGACCCCGUCGUCGUCUGGCAGCACAAGAACUACCUCAAGUCCGUCAUCUUCACUGCCCUCGUCUUCCCUACCGUCUUCUGCGGCCUUCUCUGGAACGAUUGGCUCGGUGGCUUCGUCUACGGCGGUAUUCUUCGUAUCUGGUUCGUUCAGCAGGCCACUUUCUGCGUCAACUCGCUUGCCCACUGGCUCGGCGACCAGCCCUUUGAUGACCGCAACUCCCCCCGUGACCACGUCAUCACCGCGCUCGUCACCCUCGGCGAGGGCUACCACAACUUCCAUCACGAAUUCCCCUCCGACUACCGCAACGCCAUUGAGUGGUGGCAGUACGAUCCUACCAAGUGGGCCAUUUGCCUCUGGAAGUUCCUCGGCCUUGCCACCGACCUCAAGCAGUUCCGCUCCAACGAAAUCGAAAAGGGUCGCGUCCAGCAGCUCCAGAAGAAGCUCGACCAGAAGCGCGCUGUCCUCGACUGGGGCACACCCCUCGAGCAGCUCCCCGUCAUCUCCUGGGACGACUUCGUCGCCGACUCCAAGAACGGCAAGGCCCUCGUCGCCAUCGCCGGUGUCAUCCACGACGUCACCAACUUCAUCAAGGAGCACCCCGGUGGCAAGGCCCUCAUCAGCUCUGCCAUCGGCAAGGAUGCCACCGCCAUCUUCAACGGUGGUGUCUACCUCCACUCCAACGCCGCCCACAACCUGCUCUCCACCAUGCGUGUUGGUGUCCUCCGCGGUGGCUGCGAGGUUGAGAUCUGGAAGCGUGCCCAGUUUGAGAACAAGGACGUCUCUUAUGUCAAUGACUCCACCGGCCAGCGCAUCAUCCGCGCCGGUAACCAGGUCACCAAGGUCGUCCAGCCCGUGGCCAGUGCUGAUGCCGCGUAA